CAUAACAUUUUGAGAUGAUCUCCUUCUCAAAUUAUUAUUAUUAUUAGAAAAAGAAGUAGUUGACGAGGUGUGGUGGUAGCACAGAAACCGCAGUUUCAUAAUCACCCAUUUAACAGAAAGACAAACCCCUGCAACUGCAACUUCUUCACUUUUAAGAUUGGAACAUCAUCUCUUCUCUCAAUUGUUUUGACUGAUACAAUAUCCAGGUUUUGCAUCAGACAUGCACAUAGACCAUGGAUAACAUUAGCAUCAAUAAUUGUUGUUCUAGAUGCAUUCGACUACCUGCUCAUUCAGACAAUGUUGCAUUUGUCUGAGAGAGGCGAUUUGCAACCGAUUAAUGUGUACUUCUGUGUCAGGCCUAGGCAGUUGGCACCUAAAGCAGGAAAUAUUAAAAUCCAAUGUAUGAUUCACAGCAACCUUCUCCUUUUCUUCCAGCAUCAGCUUCAUCUAGUAGUACUGGCAGGACAAAUUUAGAUGUGAAUGGAAGUCACGGGUCUAGUUUUUCAAGCACAAAGAAGAGAAGUCAGGGAAGUCGUUCAUGGAUAAAGAUUGACCAAAAUGGGACCUCAGAGAUUUUGCAGCUUGAUAAGGCUACUAUAAUGAAACACUGUUCGUUGCCAGCCAGGGAUUUACGUCUUCUUGACCCCUUAUUCAUUUAUCCAUCAACCAUAUUAGGACGGGAAAAGGCUAUUGUUGUCAGUCUUGAACAGAUCAGGUGUAUAAUAACAGCUGAUGAGGUUAUUUUGAUGAAUUCUGUGGAUGGUUGUGUUGUUCAGUACAAUUUGGAAUUUUGCAAACGCCUUCAGACCAACAAAGAUCAAGCUGAUGACCUGCCAUUUGAAUUUAGGGCUCUGGAGCUGGCUUUGGAAUUAACUUGCAUGUCUCUUGAUGCUCAGGUAAAAGAGCUGGAAAUGGAGAUAUAUCCAGUACUAGAUGAACUAGCAACAUCUAUUAGCACUCUUAAUCUGGAACGCGUCCGUAGAUUGAAAGGCCACCUCCUUGCAUUGACACAAAAAGUUCAGAAGGUUAAAACAACAGUACAUGAUGAGAUAGAACAUCUCAUGGAUGAUGACAGUGACAUGGCUGAGAUGUACCUUACAGAGAAGAAACUGAGGUCGGAGGCUUAUACCUCUAGUGAUGUGUGUAGUCAGGCCAAUUAUUCUGGCGGGAACAGAGUGGCUUCAAAAUCUGCACCUGUUUCACCAGUGGGAUCAGCCAAGGGAUCCCAGAAAUUGCAAAGGGCAUUUAGCAGUAUUGUGAGUUCAAGCAAAUAUGGAAGCUUAAUGAGCUCAUCUAGUAGUGGGGAAAAUAUUGAUCAACUCGAAAUGUUACUUGAAGCAUACUUUGUUUUUACUGACAAUAAUCUCAGCAAGUUGUUAUCGCUAAAAGAAUACAUUGAUGAUACUGAAGACUUUAUCAACAUUAAAUUGGGCAACAUUCAGAAUCAACUAAUUCAAUUUGAGUUGCUUCUGACUUCAGCCACCUUUGUUGCUACAAUAUUUGCAGUUGUGACUGGAGUGUUUGGAAUGAACUUUGCAGCUUCAAUUUUUGAUCACGCCAAUGUAUUCUAUUGGGUUCUGAUUAUAACUGGUUUUACCUGCGGAUUCAUGUACCUGUCUUUCUUGUUGUAUUUUAAACACAAGAAAGUCUUCCCAUUGUAAACCACAGAAAUGUCAUCUGCUUUAUUAAAAGCUUCAACGACUUGUAUGUUUUUCCAGAGCUUCCUCAGACAAAUUUAUAACCAUGAGUCAUCAUCCUCAAUAGUUUUCUUCUCUGGAAGCUGUGCUUUGAUGGGAACAAGAUUCUGCAUUGCCAUACGAGUCUCUUUCCUUCCAAGGAAUUACACUUUCCACUUCCAUAGAAUGCAACCUUUUCUGGCUAUGCUCAAGAGCUGUUUCAAGUUCAAUGAUGAGUGCUUCUAGCCUUGACUGAAUAACUUUAUGAAGUCGAAUACUUAACUCUUGAGGUGACACAGCAUAGUUUUCUUUAUCAGGUCGAUCAGUGGAUUUCCCUCUUACUUCAUGGUCUGAAUCAGAUAAACCGCCUGGGUUCCCUUUGCCCUUUUCUAGUUUUAGAUCACCAUGAACAACAUCUGUGUCAAAAUCCGGAUUCAUCUGUAAACAAAAACCAGAGACUGUCAAAUUCUUUGAAUUUUGAACUUGUUUUAGACAAA
Mangifera indica (mango) is the source of this 2173-nucleotide messenger RNA. RefSeq names its product magnesium transporter MRS2-5. The transcript has 8 exons. Bases 399 to 1661 code for a protein of 420 amino acids. Gene Ontology annotation, molecular function: magnesium ion transmembrane transporter activity. The record is from RefSeq and is a predicted model, not a curated record. Gene Ontology annotation, biological process: magnesium ion transport. NCBI's taxonomy places the organism in Eukaryota, Viridiplantae, Streptophyta, Magnoliopsida, Sapindales, Anacardiaceae.